GAAAAACUGUGGGAUGAUAUAGAAACGGAGUUAAAAGCAUUUAUAAGGUAUAUAACAGAACAGAAUACGGAGGGUUGGGAUGAGAACUGUGAAAAUGUGUAUUAUAAGCACCCGAAGAAUCCUAAUGGUCCGGAGGUCAAAGUCACACGCGCGGGAGAAAGAAUUAUGUGCAGACUAAUGGUAGGAGCAUUAUAUUUUAUGAAUGAGAACAGUUGGACUAUGUCGGGACGGAGUAGGGGGGUUAGUAAUGAUGAUGACCUGAAGGAAUAUGUGCGGUGUGCCAUUGUCAAUAUGUAUAUGGAAAUACUGAAGGAAUCAUCAUGUGAAGGCGCCUGGGGUUUAUGGUAUGCAUGGUACACCAUGAAACAGAUGGAAGAAGGGUUAAAGGGUGGUUUAAUAACCAGAGCUAAAUGUGGGCACGGAGUGUUGCAAAACAUACAAACAGAGGAAUUCGACAUGGCACAGAAGAUUCAGGCAUGGUUAAAGAAAAACAAGACGUUGACUGACAAAAUUGCACGGCCCGAAAUACAAAGCAUAUGUAACAAAAAAUUAGAAGAACUUGGGGCGGCCACAGAGGGUACACAUGCCAUGCUUGACAAAAUACAACUGCAGACACAGGAGAAAACACUGAUACAGAAACUAGGCCAAGAAUUGAAGAACAUAGUUGAGGAGGUACAGACAGAGGUACUGCAAUGGGCGCGGGACCAUGGAGCAUCCAUAAACCCAAGCGGAGAGGACCCCAGUAAAGGUCCUGCGCAUGAUGAUACUGAGGCAAAAGCACCAAACUCUGUAAAGAGCGAUAAACCAGAAGAAUCCGGCAAAGUAGACGGCAAAGAACCGCCCAAACCGGCCACGACGACUACUGAGACGGCAACGCCACAGGAACCUCCAGCUAAGGACCGAUGGGAGAAAGCACCAAUACGGCACGCACACCAACACGGCUCGACACGGCCGGCCCGCAUGACCCGUACGCCUCCAUACUGCCGCAUAUGGAUGCCACCACAACAACGCCAUGGCCACAAACACGCACGGCCACCAUAUGCAUGCGCCCACCACAACAACGCACACGGGAACAACCAACAGCGCGGUGCGCAACAUCACCCCCUCGUUGAGUCGAGCACAGCAACACUUCGUUGA
This is a messenger RNA of Plasmodium fragile, 1137 nucleotides long. RefSeq lists its product as uncharacterized. The transcript has a single exon. The annotation marks the transcript as partial. The record is from RefSeq and is a predicted model, not a curated record. NCBI's taxonomy places the organism in Eukaryota, Apicomplexa, Aconoidasida, Haemosporida, Plasmodiidae.